Molecule: messenger RNA, 2352 nt
Organism: Electrophorus electricus (electric eel)
Lineage: Eukaryota; Metazoa; Chordata; Actinopteri; Gymnotiformes; Gymnotidae
Gene: camk2a
Product: calcium/calmodulin-dependent protein kinase II alpha
Biological process (GO): protein phosphorylation
Molecular function (GO): calcium/calmodulin-dependent protein kinase activity; calmodulin binding; ATP binding
Source: RefSeq, a predicted model, not a curated record
AGCGGGCGAGCCAUAAAAAGCGAAAAGCAUCGUAGCAGAGCUGUCAGUCACUGUCGCUCUGCUUGCUUCCACACUCCACAUUUACAGGGUAAUACAGACCAUCUUGUCUUCUGAGCAUCUUUCUGCCCUCUGCUGCCUCCGUGUAGCUCCAUCCCAGUCCACAGCUCCAACAACAGAGAAAACAAACACACAUUCCAGAUUCCGACGCUCCACCUGCACCAGGCAUGGCUACCAUCACCUGCACCCGCUUCACAGAGGAAUACCAGCUGUUUGAAGAACUGGGCAAGGGAGCAUUUUCAGUGGUGCGCAGAUGUGUGAAAGUCCUCUCAGGACAAGAAUAUGCUGCCAAAAUCAUCAACACCAAGAAGCUUUCGGCAAGAGAUCAUCAGAAGCUGGACAGAGAGGCAAGGAUCUGUCGGCUUCUUAAGCACCCUAACAUUGUGCGUCUCCAUGACAGUAUCUCAGAGGAAGGCCACCAUUACCUGAUCUUUGACCUAGUGACGGGUGGAGAGCUGUUUGAAGACAUCGUUGCCAGAGAGUACUACAGUGAAGCAGAUGCUAGCCACUGUAUCCAGCAGAUUCUGGAAGCUGUGCUCCACUGCCAUCAGAUGGGUGUCGUUCACAGAGACUUAAAGCCAGAGAAUCUGCUUCUGGCUUCCAAGUCAAAAGGAGCAGCAGUGAAGCUGGCAGACUUCGGCCUGGCAAUUGAGGUGGAAGGAGAGCAGCAGGCAUGGUUCGGCUUUGCUGGCACACCUGGAUACCUGUCGCCUGAGGUAUUACGGAAGGACCCCUAUGGAAAGGCAGUAGACCUCUGGGCCUGUGGUGUGAUUCUCUACAUCUUGCUGGUGGGGUAUCCUCCCUUCUGGGACGAGGAUCAGCACAGACUGUACCAGCAGAUCAAAGCCGGCGCGUAUGAUUUCCCAUCCCCAGAGUGGGACACUGUCACUCCCGAGGCCAAAGAUCUGAUUAAUAAAAUGCUCACUAUCAACCCUGCCAAGCGCAUCACUGCUGCCGAAGCCCUGAAGCACCCAUGGAUCUCACAUCGCUCUACUGUGGCAUCCUGCAUGCACAGACAGGAGACUGUGGAGUGCCUGAAGAAGUUCAACGCUCGGAGGAAGCUGAAGGGAGCCAUUCUAACCACCAUGCUUGCCACCAGAAAUUUUUCAGGAGGAAAGAGUGGUACCAACAAGAAAACAGAUGGAGUGAAGAAAAGGAAGUCCAGUUCCAGUGUCCAGCUGAUGGAGUCGUCUGAGAGCACUAACACUACUAUUGAAGAUGAGGACACCAGGGUAAGGAAACAGGAGAUCAUAAAGGUGACUGAGCAGCUGAUUGAAGCCAUCAGCAACGGGGACUUUGAAAGUUACACGAAGAUGUGUGACCCCAGUGUAACUGCCUUUGAGCCUGAAGCCUUGGGGAACCUGGUGGAGGGACUGGACUUCCAUCGUUUCUACUUUGAGAACUUGUGGUCUAAGAACAGUAAGCCAGUGCACACCACCAUCCUGAACCCACACAUCCAUCUGAUCGGGGAAGAGGCUGCCUGCAUCGCCUACAUCCGCAUCACGCAGUACAUUGACACCAAUGGGAUGCCGCGCACCGCCCAGUCCGAGGAGUCCCGCGUCUGGCACCGCCGUGACGGCAAAUGGCAGAUCGUCCACUUCCACCGCUCUGGAGCACCAUCCACCAUCACCAAGUAAGCUAAUCAGCUGAGCCGUAAAGCCAGCGAGGUCGGACGCGAGAUAUGUCCUGGUGGCCACGCUGCUUGCUGAUUGAAUUGGCACCAGAGAGGGCUAUACAUCUGCCUGAACACCCACAAGUCUCUGCUUCCCCUACCCACUUCAUCUCCAUCCAGGCUUGAGAUUCCUGCCUUUACCACACAGUCAGCACGAGACCUCAUCUGAUACACUUCACAACCAUGUAUGUACAUAUACUGGACUGAUGGCCAUUUCUGUCAUUGUUUUCUGUGGUUUUGCUGGGUACACAUUUAUUUAUUUAUUUAUUUAUUUAUUUAGCUUUGUUUUUUUGUUUUUUUUCCCAAGAAAAACUGGUAAAAAAGUGAGAAUUUAAAAUUAGAGUGUUUUUUGCUUGUGAAAAGGAUUGUUGGUUAAUGAAAUGCAAUGGGAGAUCGAAAGCCAUAAAUAGAAACAUUUGUGUUCUAGUUGACCAUGCCAUUUUUGAUGUCCAUUUCCAAACUCACAUUGUAAAAUAAUAGCAGGUGAUGUAUGGAAGUGCAUGAACAACGCUCACCUGUUUGGUUAGAACAAGAGCGAAGUUAUCGUGUAUGUUUUCUAACAACAUUACUUUGUUGUAUAGCAUUUUAUUCUGUGUUUGACUUAUAAAUACUCUUCUUAUUAA